AUGUAUUUCCGGAACCUAUUCCUGUCUCUCUUCGUCAUCUUUGCUGUCGGCUUCGCGCUGGUCCAGGCUGAGGAGUCUAAGGAGCCCCGUGGCCCAAAGGUCACCAGCAAGGUCUACUUUGACAUCCAGCAUGGCGAUGAGACUCUUGGCCGCAUUGUGUUCGGCCUGUACGGCAAGACUGUCCCCGAGACCGCCGAGAACUUCCGCGCUCUGACUACCGGCGAGAAGGGCUUUGGUUACCAGGACUCUACUUUCCACCGCGUUAUCAAGGACUUCAUGAUCCAGGGUGGUGACUUCACCAAGGGUGAUGGCACUGGUGGCAAGUCCAUCUACGGCAACAAGUUCAAGGAUGAGAACUUCAAGCUUCGCCACACCAAGAAGGGUCUCCUGAGCAUGGCCAACGCCGGCAAGGACACCAACGGUUCCCAGUUCUUUAUCACCACUGCCAUCACCUCUUGGCUCGAUGGCCGUCACGUCGUCUUCGGAGAGGUCCUUGAGGGCUACGAGAUUGUUGACAAGAUCCAGAACGUCCCUAAGUUGCCCGGUGAUAAGCCCAAGGAGACUGUCAAGAUCGUCAAGAGCGGCGAGCUCCCUUUUGAGCAGGAGGCUGAGGAGAAGACCGAGGCUAAGACCGAGGACAAAGAAAUCGACCAAGACCCGGUCACCGAGGCUCCCGAGACGACCACGACAUCUUACCCAUUCCAACCGCUGGUGAUUUUCUUCGUUCUGGUUGCUAUUGUGGGUGUCUGGAUUGCUCGUCGCCGCAGCCAGCAGCAACAGCAGGAGAAGGAGCACUAUGAUGCGUAA
Molecule: messenger RNA, 807 nt
Organism: Penicillium antarcticum
Lineage: Eukaryota; Fungi; Ascomycota; Eurotiomycetes; Eurotiales; Aspergillaceae
Exons: 8
Coding region: 1-807 (268 amino acids)
Biological process (GO): protein folding; protein peptidyl-prolyl isomerization
Cellular component (GO): fungal-type vacuole; endoplasmic reticulum
Molecular function (GO): peptidyl-prolyl cis-trans isomerase activity
Source: RefSeq, a predicted model, not a curated record